Messenger RNA from Aspergillus brunneoviolaceus CBS 621.78, 1479 nucleotides. RefSeq lists its product as uncharacterized. Gene Ontology annotation, biological process: regulation of DNA-templated transcription. NCBI's taxonomy places the organism in Eukaryota, Fungi, Ascomycota, Eurotiomycetes, Eurotiales, Aspergillaceae. Gene Ontology annotation, molecular function: DNA-binding transcription factor activity. Bases 1 to 1479 code for a protein of 492 amino acids. The transcript has a single exon. The record is from RefSeq and is a predicted model, not a curated record.
AUGUCGCCCCCUGUUUCUGCUCCCUCCAUAGGCGAUACUCGUUCGUCCGAGAGUCGCGGUUCGCUCGAACGGAAAAGACCUCGCCUGGACGAUGACUCGGAUAGCUCAGAUCAUGUUCGUUCGCGACCUUUCUCCUGGCAAUCAUCUGACCCGUUGGGGUAUGCAUUGAAUUCGACUGGGCAGUCUCGUCCCAUUGGCGUGGAAUCAAUUCUUAAUCCUCCCUCCAAGGUGCCGAGCAUCAAACCAGAAAACGGCUGGGAAAGUCAUGGGGAAGGACAGUCGACUGCAGCAUUAUCUUCACACACUCGACACCCCUCCUCGCCGACGAUGCAUCUUCCCUCGCCUACACUCCACCCAGCUAAGCGACUUUCCUCCUCUCCCGGGGUCAGAAACCAUCCGAUUAUAGCCCCUGCAUCGCCAUCAGCUCGAUUCCCUCCUCUCGGGGGUAGCUUGAGCUUGAAGGCUGGACCGGCCCAGUCUCCACUCUCUCAAACAUCACACCUGAGCUCGUACUCCAGAGGUCCCAGCUCGCCCCAUUAUAUCGACUCUGUUCCAGGGCACCCCGUAUCGACCUCCUCUCACCCGGGGUCAGCCCCAAUCCUGACCCGAGUCUCGGUGCAAUCAACUCCAACUUUCCAUAGCCGCCAAGUGAGUGGCAGCCACACCCCUCAUCCGAGUUCUCAGGAAACCAGUCCAACAACGCCGGUAUCGACUUACAGUCAAUUUGGUCGAUCGUCUCCGGCAAUAGCAGUGGCUCCCAUGCCACAUCACACACCUUCGUUCGGAAAUACUUCAUAUACGACAGGAGAUGCGGCGAGCCGGCUACCUCCUGCCAUGGCAGUACCGCGGCCUGGGGACGAGUCGGCUGAGCCACCACCCCCUGGCAUGAUUCCGUGUUUCGUCGAUACGAAAUCCGGCUCGUCGCAGCAGGCGGAGAAGCGGAAGGCUAACAGUGACGCCUCAAGAAGAUUCCGCAACCGCAAGAGGAACGAAAUGCAAAUGGAACAGAAGAUCACUGCGCAGCAGGACGAGAUAAGGAAGCAAGCCGAGGCUCUGCAGAGACAAACACAAGAGAUUCGGGCAUUGACUCAGGAGCGCGACUUCUACCGCUCCGAGCGAGACUUCUUCCGUGACCACUAUACUCGCCUGGUACCUGCAGGGCAGAUGCCUACGAGGCCAACAUCCCCGCAUGCGUUCCGCACGUCUUUUCUAACAGCCCCUGAUCAAGAUCGAAAGGCAGCUUGGCACGGACCCGAGGCAACUCGCGAAAGCCUGGAAUCCGCACGUGGGUCCGCAGCAAGCAGGACUUCGAUGGCCGAUUCGAAGAUGAUGCCCUUGUCGACGGCACGGCCACCUGUCACAUGGCCUACCUCUUCAGCCUCUUACGGCACGAUGCACGCAGAGCGGGGCAUCGUACCUGUUGAGAGACCCCCUAGGGAAUUAGCACACGUUUCUGGGGCAUGGACACGGGGUUCGUAA